CUGUUCUCUCCAUCGCUGAAAUAGCUAGAAUCGGUCCAGUUGCUCUAAUUUCAACCAAUCUUCUUGUUACGGCGAUUUUGAUCAUUACUCGCUCAGCUCAUACCGUGGAUAGACUGGCUCCAUUUCCAGAGCAAUUAGCAGCGGGUGUCGCCCGGCAGCAUACAACUCUCCACCGAUGCGCAGACAGUCGAGAAUAGUAGCCUCUCUGCUUGUGCUAGCAUGUGCAAGCUCCGGCGCAUUCGCGCACAGGAAGUUCAAUGUUCAUGAUGAUCUACUAGCAUACCCUCAGUUCCGUAUCAAAUUCCCCGAUGGCUUUAUCCUCGAGUCUCAAGCACGCGCAUUUCUAGAACAAGCUCCCUAUAGCAGCCCAGACCUGAACGAUAUCUCUGAACAAACGCCGUUAAAGGACGAAAGUGAAGAAUCGAUACGCGACGGAUCUAGUGGAGAGAAGGCCAAAUUCUCGUAUGAGGAGCUGUCUCUCGAAGGACAGCGAUAUCUUUGCCAAAUCCCUGUUGUGGAAGAUGGCGACAGCAAUCGAACAAAAGUAGAAGUGAAUGAGGAGGAGGAGCGAAAGGAGCUCGCGCGAGCAACAGACCGAGGUUUGGAGCUGCUGCGUGAGAUGGAAGGCAAAUGCCUCUACUAUAUCUCCGGAUGGUGGUCUUAUUCCUUUUGCUACAUGAACCAGAUUAAGCAGUUCCACGCGCUUCCGUCAGGAGGUGGUGUUCCCAACUACCCGCCAAUGGAGGAUCACACGACGCACUCGUUCAUACUGGGGAGAUUUCCGCAAGAAGAAGGUCAGGAUGAGGGAAAGGGUGCGAAGUCGGGGAAGUCUUCCACAGAAUUGGCAGAAUUGCAGACGAAAGGAGGCUCGCGCUACCUGGUUCAGCGACUUGAAAGCGGCGAUCAGUGCGACCUCACAGGAAAGAAUCGGAAGAUUGAAGUCCAGUUCCACUGUAACCCGCAGUCGACAGACCGUAUCGCCUGGAUCAAAGAACUCUAUACGUGCUCCUACUUGAUGCUCAUUUAUACACCACGGCUAUGCAACGAUGUCGCGUUCCUUCCACCUCAGCAAGAGGAGGUCCAUACCAUCGAAUGCCGUGAGAUACUUACUCCGGAAGAGGUCACCGGCUGGCAAGCUAUGCAUGAGUACCAGUUAUCUCAACAGCUGGUAGAAUCUGCGGAAGCACCUAAACAUCAGGUCAUUGGUGGUAUCGAAGUUGGUGCCCAGCGGUUAGUUGGGACUGAGGGCAAGCGCAUCGAGAAGGGCCGUGUGGCUUCCAUAGGCGAGGAGAAAGUGGAUGUGGUUGCGAAACGAGUGAACGGCGAGGUGCAACUGCUGUCGGCAGAGGAGUUGAAGAAAUUCGACCUCGACGAGGCAAAAAUUGAGGAGCUCAGGAAGAAGCUGGAGGAAUGGGCCAAGGGUAAAGAUUGGACUCUAGAGAUUGUGACCGGCAACGGUGCAUAUCUUCGUGGAGUGGUCGAUACAGACGAAGAUGAAGAGGAUGGGUAUGAAAACGAAGAGGGAGAAACGGACAAGAGAGAACAGAGGGAAAAUACACAAGAAACCACAGGCCAGCCUGGCCAGCCUGGCCAUCAGGAAGAGACCGAGUCAGGGCAGGCCGGGCACCCGAUGGAUGACAGAUCGGAAGAUGGAGAGGAUCCAGAUGUGGAUGGAAGUGAAGAGAUCUUCAAAGACGAACUGUAG
Molecule: messenger RNA, 1705 nt
Organism: Aspergillus nidulans FGSC A4
Lineage: Eukaryota; Fungi; Ascomycota; Eurotiomycetes; Eurotiales; Aspergillaceae
Product: protein yos9
Exons: 2
Coding region: 176-1705 (509 amino acids)
Biological process (GO): endoplasmic reticulum unfolded protein response; ERAD pathway
Cellular component (GO): endoplasmic reticulum; endoplasmic reticulum membrane
Source: RefSeq, a predicted model, not a curated record